AUGGUUGCCAAGCCAGCUCCAAAGACCGCCAGAAAGACCCUUCGCAAGAAGAAGGUCCAUCUUAAAUUCAACGUUGAAUGCAAGAACCCAGUUGAGGAUGGUAUUAUCAGAAUCGAUGACUUCGUAAGUUUUGGUUAUUAUUCUAUCCGUUAGUCACUAGAGGGCCGUCUCUAGUGCACACAGCUAGGCUUAGGGUUAUUCAGGCCCCUAAUAAGUCCUGGUUGUUUUCAGGAAGCUUUCUUGAACGAGAAGAUCAAGAUCAACGGAAAGACCGGACAUUUGGCUUCCAACAACGUCAAGGUUGAAGUUGCCAAGACCAAGAUCUCAGUUGUCUCUGAGAUUCCAUUCUCCAAGAGGUUUGUAUUUUCUCCAGAGUUUUCAAAAAAUCAAAAUACAAAUUUCAGAUACCUCAAGUAUCUUACCAAGAAAUACUUGAAGAGAAACUCACUCCGUGACUGGCUCCGUGUUGUCGCUGUCAACAAGAACACUUAUGAGAUCAGAUACUUCCACAUCAACGAUGGAGAGGAUGCCGGAAGCGACCACGAAUAA
Caenorhabditis angaria is the source of this 549-nucleotide messenger RNA. The record is from the annotation of a GenBank genome assembly. NCBI's taxonomy places the organism in Eukaryota, Metazoa, Nematoda, Chromadorea, Rhabditida, Rhabditidae.